This is a messenger RNA of Mauremys mutica (yellowpond turtle), 5405 nucleotides long. RefSeq names its product RNA binding motif protein 27 (gene RBM27). Gene Ontology annotation, cellular component: nucleus. NCBI's taxonomy places the organism in Eukaryota, Metazoa, Chordata, Testudines, Geoemydidae. The record is from RefSeq and is a predicted model, not a curated record. Bases 25 to 3090 code for a protein of 1021 amino acids. The transcript has 21 exons. Gene Ontology annotation, molecular function: metal ion binding; RNA binding. Gene Ontology annotation, biological process: mRNA processing.
CCGGGCGGAGCCGCGGGGGGCACCAUGAUCAUUGAGAACGUGGACGCCCUCAAGACCUGGCUGGCCAAGUUACUGGAGCCGAUAUGUGAUGCAGACCCUUCAGCCUUAGCUAACUAUGUUGUGGCAUUAGUCAAGAAAGACAAACCAGAGAAAGAGCUGAAGGCUUUCUGUGCUGAUCAGCUAGACGUCUUUCUGCAGAAAGAAACUUCUGGUUUUGUAGAUAAACUAUUUGAAAGUCUGUACACAAAGAACUACCUUCCUUCCCUUGAACCAGCAAAACUAGAACCGAAGCCCGCAGGUCAGGAAAAAGAAGAAAUUAAAGAAGAGGUAAUAUUAACGUCCCAUCCACCUGCUGCUAUAUUUCAAGAGUCGUUUGAGGAAGAACGAGAUGGCAGGAAAAAGAAGUAUCCUAGCCCACAGAGAAACCGUUUAGAUUCUAAUGAACAAAGAACCAGAGAGAAAAAGAGAGAUGAUGGCAAAUGGAGAGACUAUGACAGAUACUAUGAUCGGAAUGAUUUAUAUAGAGACAAAUACGACUGGCGAAGAGGCAGGAGUAAAAGUCGUAGUAAAAGCAGAGGAUUAAGCCGAAGUCGUAGCCGCAGCGGGGGUAGAAGCAAAGACCGGGAUCUGAACAGAAAUAUUGCGGAACACAAGGAGAGAGCAAAAUUCAAGAGUGAAAGGAAUGACAUGGAGAGCUCAUAUAACCCAGUGUCUUUGUCAUCCAGUAAUUCUACUGAACAGUAUUCCUCUGCGCAGUCUAUUCCCAGUGCUGUUACUGUGAUUGCACCUGCUCACCAUCCUGAGAACACAACAGAGAGCUGGUCAAAUUAUUAUAACAAUCAUAGUGUUCCCAAUUCAUUUGGCAGAAAUCCUCCGCCUAAAAGACGAUGUCGAGAUUAUGAUGAGCGAGGAUUUUGUGUACUUGGCGACCUUUGCCAGUUUGAUCAUGGAAAUGACCCUUUAGUAGUAGAUGAAGUUUCAUUGCCAAGCAUGAUUCCUUUUCCACCACCACCCCCAGGGCUCCCCCCUCCUCCUCCUCCUGGUAUGCUAAUGCCUCCAAUGCCAGGUCCAGCUCACAAUAUGAGAAUGCCAGGCCCACAGCUACAUCCUCGGCCACCACCUCCUGUCGUGCUUCCUGUAUCAAGACCACCUUUAACACAGUCAAGUUUAAUGAAUAACCGUGACCAGCCUCGGACAAGUGCAGUGCCCAAUCUUGCACCAGUGGGAGCAAGACUACCUCCUCCUUUACCCCAGAACCUACUCUAUACAGUAUCAGAACAUACGUAUGAGCCAGAUGGUUAUAACCCUGAAGCACCUAGUAUUACCAGUGCUGGUAGAUCUCAGUACCGACAGUUCUUUACUAGAACACAGACACAGCGUCCAAAUCUGAUUGGCCUAACAUCUGGGGAGAUGGAUACAAAUCCAAGAGCGGCCAACAUUAUCAUCCAGACUGAAACUCCCAUUUCCAUUGCAAAUAACAGCAGCAAUGUAACCAGAGUGGUGCUUGAGCCAGACAACAGGAAAAGACCUCCAAGUAGCAUGGAAGGGCCCUCUGUAAAGAAGCCCUGGAUGGGAAAGCAAGCCAAUAACCAGAAUAAACCAGGAUUUCUGAAAAAGAAUCAGUACACUAACACCAAGCUGGAAGUUCGAAAAAUCCCACCUGAGUUGAAUAAUAUUACACAACUCAAUGAACAUUUCAGCAAAUUUGGAACUAUUGUUAACAUUCAGGUUGCUUUCAAGAAUGAUCCUGAAGCUGCUCUAAUUCAAUAUUUAACUAAUGAUGAGGCCAGAAAGGCCAUUUCCAGCACAGAGGCAGUUUUAAACAAUCGAUUUAUAAGGGUGCUGUGGCAUAGGGAAAACGAGCAGCAGCCACCACUGCUGCAGCAACACCUGCACCAUCACCAGCAGCCACCGCCACAAUCUAUGCAUCACCAGCUUCAUCUUCAACAACAAACGCUGACUGCCCAACCUCCAGCUGCAACGGUACAUAGCAAUGUGUCAAAGGUGAUAACUAAACCACUGGCAUCGGGUGCCUAUGUCCUUAAUAAGGUUUCGGUUAAACGUCGCCUUGGAGCAGCAGGUGGAAACCAGACAGAUGGAGCACAUUUGUUAAACCAGUCCAGUGCUACUGCAGAGGAUUCUCAGACAUUUCCUACUUCUGCAAGCCAUACAAAAAUGGUGUACAAUUCCCCAAACUUAAAGACAUCUGUGAAAUCUGGCACAGGAUCUAAAUCCCAUGAUGUUCAAGAGGCCCUUAAAAAGAAACAGGAGGCAAUGAAGCUACAACAAGAUAUGAGAAAAAAGAAGCAGGAGAUGUUAGAAAAACAAAUAGAAUGCCAAAAGAUGUUGAUAUCUAAGCUGGAAAAAAAUAAGGCCACGAAACCAGAGGAGAGGGCAGAAAUAAUGAAGACCUUGAAAGAACUAACAGGAAAAAUCUCUCAAUUAAAGGAUGAAUUGAAAACUUCUUCUGUAGCCUCCACGCCAUCAAAAUUGAAGUCCAAGACAGAGGCACAAAAGGAGCUUUUAGAUGCAGAACUGGACUUUCAUAAAAGAUUGUCUUCUGGAGAAGAUACAACAGAGUUGCGGAAAAAGCUCAGUCAACUACAGGUUGAGGCUGCCCGUUUAGGUAUCUUGCCUGUAGGUCGAGGGAAGGCGGUAUCUGCUCAGGGCAGAGGAAGAGGACGAGGUCGUGGUGGGAGAGGAAGGGGCACAUUGAAUCAUAUGGUGGUGGAUCACCGCCCCAAAGCUCUAACUGUCGGUGGCUUCGUAGAAGAGGAGAAAGAUGAAUUAUUACAACAUUUCUCUAAAUUUGGAGAUAUUGAAGACCUCCAAGAAGAGGAUUCUCCUUUAAGUGUCAUUCUGACUUUUAAGUCCCGCUCAGAAGCUGAAAAUGCUGCUAACCAAGGAUUAAGAUUCAAAGACCGAAGACUACAGAUAUCGUGGCACAAACCUAAGGUACCGUCUGUGUCCACAGAAAUUGAGGAAGAGGAGUCCAAGGAAGAGGAGACUGAAACCUCAGAUUUAUUUUUGCAUGAAGAUGAUGACGAUGAUGAUGAAGAUGAAGAUGAAUCCCGUUCUUGGAGAAGAUGAAACUUGAUUUGGAAUUGUAUAGUUUUAGGAAUAUAGUUUGAACUACAACUUUUAAAAAAUUAUUUAAGAAAGUUGAUGAGCCAAAAAAAAUUAUUUUAUUUUACUUUUCAAAACACACAGUAGAUUUCAAGUGAGAACAAGUUUGUGAUAUGAACAUGACAGAUACUUAGCUGUGAUACUAGGUCAGCCAAAGGCCCAAUGACUUUUUACAGAGUUAUAAAGAUCAUCAGUGAUGGUAGUCCUCCUAUAAAGAAGAAACUUAUCAAUAUUGUCAAGCCCUUUUUUCAUGCCACCUGUAUUAUCUUGUUUUUUAAUGCUUUGAUUUAUUAGAUAUAAAUGAAAAAAUGUUACAGGUUUUAUUUAGUAAUAUUAUAGGGUUGCAGGAGAGAGCUGCAGACACAAUUUUCAUUAAAUGUCAAUUGCUUCAUGUUUGCUAACUCAAAAAGGGUAGCAUUUUAUUACAUGUGAAGUCAGCUAUUGUAGGAAAUAUUUGUGUCUGAAUUCAUUUUUUUGCUUCAUGACCUGUCUUGAGAGCCACACACAACUUUAGUGUAGAAGACCCCAACUUUUCUGCAUUCUAGUGUUUUGUCUUCUGUUUCCUCUUGCAUACUUUAACAGGGAAUUAGUAUGAUACUGCCUGGUACUAGUUCACUGUAAAUUGCUUUAAAUCCUGUUUCACUGUGAAACAUUAGCAGUGACACUGAUACCUGUGUCAUUAGCAUAUUGUUUCCAUUCUUUCACUGUCAGUGUCAAUUCCUUCUUACAGUUUGGAUACAAGAUUCAAGCUUAAUCCAGGCUGUUGAUUUAUUGCAUUGUCAGUAUUGGUAAAUGUCAAUCCUGUUAAACUGUAUAGAGUUCUAAAACAAACAACCAUGAGACCCCUCUUCUCUCAUCUCCGCAAUGUGACCAGGUCUGUCACUUUUAUUAAUAUUCGGGCCAAACCCAUACAGUGUUCAGAGCAAGUUUUAUUGUUUUUUGGCCCAGGGAAGGUCAAUAUCCUAUUAUACUAAACCAGCACUUUAAGUGAUAUGAUUCUUAAGACUAGUGUUUAAAACUCACUUUAGGAAAACUAUUUGUAUUUAUAUCUUAAAGUGCAGUUUAGUUUAAAAGCAGGUAAAACAGACACUAUGAAAUUUUCAAUUGCCUUUGUCUUUAUACCACUUUAAAACAAAAAAGCACCAAAAAAAGAAAUGGUGGUGAUUUUGGUAGAAAUGGGGCUCAGAAGUUUAGACCCUUAAGAGCCAUAGAUCUUCAUAACUCUGUUAUGUGGGUCUUGCUGUUCAUGAGCAUAAAUACAUUAUCCAGUAGGCUUUUUCCUUCACUCUAUAGGCAUCUGUACUGUACGCUUUGUACAAUUGGAGUUAUCUGGUAUGUAAGUAGCCAUGUAAAGUAGUGUCUUUGCGUUCUGAAUGUCAGUUUGAAAGAGCAGAGCAAACACUCUCUUACCAACUGCUGGGAUUCUAAACAGCUUAUUAUAUACAUGUACCAAAUGCAUACAUUCUUGGCUUUAGAAAUCAUAUAUUGCUUUCAGAUAUUUAGCACACCAGAAUAUUUGGCAACUGGUUCCUGAUUCAAAAUAAAUACAACAUGUACCAGAAAUUUUAAUUUAGGCUGAACAUAGCUAGUUACUUGAAGUCAUGUUCUUUCAGGUUGCCCCUUGUACUCUUCCUCUCCAUUUGAGUAUCUUUUUGCUGUGGUAAUAUGUAAAAGAAGCCAAAACUUUAUCGCUUUGAGUUUCGGUGUCAGUUGGAGGGAAUAUGUCCUUCAAUAUUUCCCCCCUUCAUAUUAAGACUUCCAUUUUCUAAUUAAAUACUACAUUCCUACUACUGCUGAGUUUAAAUUAAAUUUAUGAAGGAAUGAUGAAAAAACAUUAAUACUUUGAAACUAGAAAAAUAAUCCUUGCUCUUCUCCCACCAUCUCUAAUAUUUUCUUAAUGUCUGUGGCUCAGUGUAUAUUUUGAAAGAUCCAUUACAGCAAAUGUUUUGAGUCCUGGCAGUUUAAAAAAUGAUAGAGGGAACAAAGGAUUUAUAUAUUUUUUUUGUACAGAGUUUUUUCUUAAACUGUAUAAUUUUGUAAAUAUUUUGCUUUUUGUGUACUAAAACUACCAGCGUAUAGAUUUCAAUAAGAAUUGUUGUAUUUUUGUAUUUGGAAACUAAAGAUUACAGUGAAAGAAUGAAGCUGUAAGGCAGUGUUUUUCUCAAACUGGGGUCACCGCUUGUGUAGGGAAAGCCCCUGGCGGGCUGGGCCGGUUUGUUUACCUGCCCCGUCCGCAGGUCCGGCCGAUCGCGGCUCCCACUGGCCCCGGUUCACCGCUG